CUUCAGGUCAAACUGCUCCGGUUGUGGCUUUUAGUUGGUUUUCUUUGGAAACUUCUCUGAUUAGGAAAACAGCCAAUAUACUGCCCGCGGGGAUCAGCCUGGCUGCCCCGGAAAUCACAGGGGUGGGGAACCUGUUGGUAAAAAGUCAGGGACAUGGCACGGCAAUGCAAGGUGUGAGACUUGGAUCCUGGUGUGAUUUUUCUUUUCUUUUUUUUUAAAGAACGUUUUUAAACAUUGAGCCAACAGAGGACAUUUGUACUGGUUAUUUUAGUACCAGUGAUUUUAGUUUUGUUUAGUUACUUUAGGUAAUGGUGUCAUAAUUCUGUUUUUAAAAAAUAUCCUUGUUUUUUAGAAAUAAAUAUUGACAUUGAAAUGCUUAUUUGCUUCACAAUAACCCAGUUUUGAGGAGCACUGCUGGUGGAGAAGUGAGGGGGAAGGCGACGAAAGGCUGGAUGAGGGGUAUGGGGCAUGGGGUUCUUUACGUUGGUGUCUCUACUUUUGCAUGUUUGGCAUUUUCCUUUACAAGUAAGUAGGGCCACUGCCAUCACCACCACCACCACCACCACCACCGGUGAAGCUUCUUGUGCAGAAAGUAGGUUUGGAAGGUAAACCGCUAGUGAUGCCAGAUGCCAGGCCUUCCACAGGCCCUCACUUUUUGUAAACUGGGUGUAGAGGCUGCCUCUCUAGACGCAUAGAAAGUCUUCCUUUUCCCUCUCCUGGGUGCUGCUCUAUCUUGGUCGGAAGGCAUAGGGUGUUUGCUGCGUGUGAGGGAGCUGAGCGGAUCAAGUUGAUGCAGGUGGAUGCUGGGUCAGCAUUUUUUAUACAAAGGGUAUUAGCAAGCCUGGGGCUUGAGUUGUCUGCAAAGGGACAGGUUGUAUGAAAUGUGUGAGCAAUUUUUCCGAACUGCCCAAGUCCUUCCAAAACAGCUCAGAGUAGUCAACACACCCAGAUACACUGGGAAUCCGUGCUCGCUCCUGGAAGCAUGGUAUGCCUCAGUUGGAAGUGUGCCUUAUGAAACAAAUGACAAGCUCAAAUGUACAGAGGACUUUCCAAAAGCUACAGGAAAUGUGAUACUGCACCUGAUUUAAUAUAGAGCUUAUUCAUGUGGCAUUUUGGUGUGCCAGAAACCAAAAGUGAGUUAAUUGAAGGCACUAAACUGAAAUAAAAUAGGAAGAUCAUCAGCUGAGAACGACCUGCUGGAGAAAGCAGAUCCUUUUCUAAGGAGCUUCUGGGAACUGCCUUGGUGACUGGAACUGAUCCUCCUCCACUUCCUGCCCUUUGCUGACCUUCCACAGCCCCCCAGAUGCUCCUCCAGGGAGUAGCCUGCUUUUCUGCCUUCCCCUGGGCCCCAAGGGAUGGAAAAUAAAGCAAAGCAGUAUCUUAUCGUCUAUCUUUCAGCAGGUCUUCUGAAGUUUAACUAAAAAUAUGAUUGUGCUUGCUUCAGAGAACUGCUCUUCUCAGUACCAGUUACAUCAAACAAGUCAGCUCCUGGAUGGUAACUGUCUGUUAAUCUUGAUUAUACUUGGGAAAAUAUUAUUAAAUAUCCUCACACUGGGAAUGAGAAGGAAAAACACCUGUCAAAAUUUUAUGGAAUAUUUUUGCAUUUCACUAGCACUCAUGGACCUUUUACUUUUGGUAAACAUUUCCAUUAUAUCCUAUUUCAGGGAUUUUGUACUUUUAGACAUUAGGUUUACUAAAUACCACAUCUGCUUGUUUACUCAAAUUAUAUCUUUUACUUAUGGCUUUUUGCAUUAUCCAGUUUUCCUGAUAGCAUGGAUAGAUUAUUAUCUGAAUUUUUCUAAAACCACCCUUCCAUUUACGUGUCAGAAAUUAUUUUAUUUCUUUACAGUAAUUUUGAUUUGGAUUUCAGUAUUUGCUUAUGUUUUGGGAGAUCCAGAUAUCUACCAAAACCUGAAGGCACAGAAUGUUUAUCCUUAUCAAUGUCCUUUCUACGUCAGCAUUCAAAGUUACUGGCUCUCAUUUUUCAUGGUGAUGAUUUUAUUUAUGGCUUUCAUCACUUCUUGGUCAGAAGUUAUUACCUUGGUACAGGCUAUUAGGAUAACUUCCUACAUGAAUGAGACUGUCCUAUAUUUCCCCUUUUCAUCCCAUUCUAGUUGUACUGUGAACUCUAAAAAAACACUCUUGCCCAAGUUCAUUGUCUGUUUUCUCGGUACCUGGUUACCAUUUGUACUACUUCAAAUAAUUACCCUUUUAUUUAAAGUACAGAUUCCAGCAUAUAUUGAGAUGAACAUUCCAUGGUUGUACUUUGUCAAUAGUUUUCUCAUUGCUACGGUUUACUGGUGUAAAUGUCACAAGUUUAAUUUAAGAGACAUUGCAUUACCUGUGGAUCCAUUUGUCAACUGGAAAAGCUGCUUCAUUGCACUUGCAAUUCAUGAUCCUGAGCAAAUUGAAAAGCCUACAUCAAUUAUAAUUUGUUAACAUGUUGCCAUGUUAAAACUUACAACUGUGGUAUUUUCAAAGGAAAAAUAACUCAGGGCAUACAAAGACUGAACUGAACUGAAGCCUCCCUCAACCGCCUCAAUAUGUAUUUUGGGGCUAUGAUAUUAUUUGUCUUUUUGUUCAUUUUUAAACAAAAUAAUUCCAAGAAAAAAUUUUAUACCUGUUCAGGAAAAUUGCAUGUUACAAAUAUUAACAUAGAAGUGAAAUGAGUUAACACUUGGCCAUACUGAUGUUUCUGUUAUCCAAAAAAACUACUGGAUGCAAACUGUUAUGUAAAUCUGAGAUGCGCUGCCAACUUUUAUAUAAACUUAAAUAAACAUUUUUAUUUAAUUCACAGCAAUAAAAUCAAGAUGGUUUUCUUGAAA
This is a messenger RNA of Myotis myotis, 2825 nucleotides long. It is a transcript of the gene GPR160, whose product is annotated as G protein-coupled receptor 160. The transcript has 5 exons. The record is from RefSeq and is a predicted model, not a curated record. The coding region runs from base 1426 to 2439 and encodes 337 amino acids. Gene Ontology annotation, cellular component: plasma membrane; signaling receptor complex. NCBI's taxonomy places the organism in Eukaryota, Metazoa, Chordata, Mammalia, Chiroptera, Vespertilionidae.